ACCAACUCAAAAGCUGACACCAUGCCCGUCCCCAAAGCCGCUGCCCAACACAAAGUGUACCCCCGGCUCGCAACUCCACAGAAACAGAGAGGCACUCGCGUCGGUCGGUUGCUCCGGCGAGAUCGAUCAUCUUACCCCGCCAUGGCCGAGGAGGCGCAGGCGCUGGGGCUGGCUCUGGGUCUGGGAGCGGAAAGCUCGCCGGGGACGACGACGGUCGAGGUGACUCGUUCGGGGGCGUCCAGGCGGCGCAGGUCACCCCGUCUGGAGCGCGCGCGCCGGCAGACCAUGUCCGUGCUCUUCGACGAGCUGGGCGCGCUGCUCCCCGACCUCCCCCCUCGGGCGUGCAGGGCGGACGUCGUCGACGGGGCCAUCGCGUACGUCAGGGCGCUGGAGGACACGGCCGCCGAGCUCGAGGCGCACAGGGCGAUGUCGGCCGGGCGGAGCCGCCGCGCGCGCGGCGGCAGCGCCGAGGUCGUCGCGGCCGGGGAGACGUCGUGCUUCGCCGUCCGGCUGCGCGCGGCAAGGCCGGGCGCGCUCACGCGCGUGCUCCAGGUGUUCCAGCGGCACCGCGUGCCCGUCCUGGCGGCCACCGUCUCGCGAAACGGCGGGGAGGCGGCGGUCACGGUCACCACGGCGGUGGUGGCGCCGGCGGUCGCGGGGAAGAUCGAGGCAGAUAUUAUUAGCUGCAAUGCAUGA
Aegilops tauschii subsp. strangulata is the source of this 696-nucleotide messenger RNA. RefSeq lists its product as uncharacterized. Gene Ontology annotation, molecular function: DNA-binding transcription factor activity; protein dimerization activity. Gene Ontology annotation, biological process: regulation of DNA-templated transcription; endosperm development. The record is from RefSeq and is a predicted model, not a curated record. Lineage: Eukaryota; Viridiplantae; Streptophyta; Magnoliopsida; Poales; Poaceae.